UACAGUGGGAACCUUUUUUGUAACAGGGCGUUGUUCCGCCCGGAUUAUUUUUCGAAGCGGUAGACAUGCUUGUUUUGGUCUGUGUGGCUUUUUGUUGCCUUGGUUACUUUAUUUCUGUAAAAUUUUUAUACAGUCGACUCAAACGGAGUGGCGUUUUUCGUCCUCUGCGCAGUGACCGAGUUCCAGGCUUUCUCUCGGCGAGCUCUCAGAGUUCGGAGGGAGGAAACCCGCCCGCUGUGGAUGCUGUUCGGGCGCUUCUUGUAACCGCGCAUCCCGACGACGAGUGCAUGUUUUUCGCACCUUCAGUCUUAAAACUCGUUGAGUCAAACGCGUCCGUUCAUUUGCUAUGCCUGUCAUCAGGAAAUUUCUACAACCAAGGUGCCCAGAGGCGACAGGAGCUCCUUGACAGCUGUGCGGUUUUGGGAAUUCCAGCCAACCAGGUCACCAUUAUCGAGAACAAAGAGUUGCCGGAUGAUCCAAAGGCCAAGUGGAGCAUAGCACUGAUCUCAUCGCUCAUCUUUAAACACAUCAGAACUCAUUCCAUUAACCUGGUGCUGACGUUUGAUGAGGGGGGAGUUAGUGGACACGCCAAUCACAUCGCCAUCUACAAAGCCUUCAGGCAUCUGGCCUCUGUCGGGAGAAUACCAGAAGGUUGCUGUGUCCUCACUCUCCACACCAUCAGCAUCUUAAGAAAGUACCUCUCCAUCUUAGAGCUGCCAAUCAGCUGGUUGUUACCGUCAUCGUUCUGCUGUGUCAUAGGACGAGAGGAAUACAAGAGAGCCAAGGAAGCCAUGCUGCGCCACCGCUCCCAGCUCCUCUGGUUUCGACGGCUGUACAUUCUCUUCUCACGCUACAUGUUUAUCAACACCUUCCGAGCCGUCGCCGUGGAGACCAAGCACGUGAAGAUCUAUUAGUAGACGAGUGUUGGUUCACUGUUAUGCACUGUGCCUUGUCAUGUAGGACUGAAUUAAAAGCACUGAACUCCUAAAGAAAAGCUUCACACAUUUUCCAGAAUUUCAUUCAAUAUUUUUCUACAGGUGGAGAACUGAGUAAGACUUUGUAAGGGGGUAUAAAUGAUUAGCGGGUAAGACUUUACUUGAACCCUGCUACAUAACUUUGACAUAAACAUGUCAUGACAGAUGUCAUAUGCCAUCAUAGGUUGUCAUAUCCAGUUAAGUAACCAUGUAUUAUUUCCAGUAAUUGUCAUGACACAUACCAUAAUGUUAUGUGGUAUAUGUCAUGACAAUUAUUGGUAAUGAUAACAACACAAGGUUACACAAAUGGAUAUGAUCUGUCAUGACAAUCUAUAACAGCGUAUGACAUCUGCCAUGACAUGUUUAUAUCAAUGUUAUGUCACUUCAAUGUAGCAGGGUUUAAGUAAAAUGUUACUGAUCAGCCCCACUGUAACACUGCCAUACUGAAUUUAGGAGAAUACAGCUCUACACCCACACAUGGACCACAUCCUGAAAUUCUGUAAAAUGGAUGAAGCUAAGCUUUAUUUUUUUAUAUAUAUAUAUGAGUGUUUACAGUUCCUGUUACUCUAAUCCUUUAAAUGCUCCAUUCCUUUGUCCCAGUUUAUAUUCCCAGCCAUGAACUUGCAUAACUUUCACACUACAUAAGUGCGCUUCAAUGACAAUGCAAGGCUUUCUUGUUGUUCAGACAUUUCCCUCUAUUUCUGUUCAACUGAUCUUCCAAAAUAGCUGGAUAGAAGAAGAAGCCAAAGAAGAAGAAGAAGCCAUACAAAUAAGGGCCUUCUUUGUUCUGAACUGUUCUUUAAAGGGGAAUUCCACUGCUUAUUCAAAAUUUCUGCAUAAUUCUGUCAUGGAGAUGUAAACAAAUUCAUUCAGAGUGAUUUGAUGUGAAAUUGUUCAUUGUAGA
Molecule: messenger RNA, 1878 nt
Organism: Colossoma macropomum (tambaqui)
Lineage: Eukaryota; Metazoa; Chordata; Actinopteri; Characiformes; Serrasalmidae
Gene: pigl
Product: phosphatidylinositol glycan anchor biosynthesis, class L
Exons: 7
Coding region: 66-914 (282 amino acids)
Biological process (GO): GPI anchor biosynthetic process
Cellular component (GO): endoplasmic reticulum
Molecular function (GO): N-acetylglucosaminylphosphatidylinositol deacetylase activity
Source: RefSeq, a predicted model, not a curated record